This is a messenger RNA of Nematolebias whitei (Rio pearlfish), 1841 nucleotides long. RefSeq names its product peptidase, mitochondrial processing subunit beta (gene pmpcb). Lineage: Eukaryota; Metazoa; Chordata; Actinopteri; Cyprinodontiformes; Rivulidae. Gene Ontology annotation, molecular function: metalloendopeptidase activity; metal ion binding. Gene Ontology annotation, cellular component: mitochondrion. The transcript has 13 exons. The record is from RefSeq and is a predicted model, not a curated record. Bases 29 to 1480 code for a protein of 483 amino acids.
ACUGCGCAGUUAGUUACUUAUAAACAAUAUGGCGGCGUUCUUACAGCGCAUCUCACUUGCUGGUAGAAAUCUCUUACAUAAUCAUUUGUUGAAGACUAGUUAUCUCAGCGGGUUCUCUGCGGGCCCGCGGCGACUGUUGUCCGCCCAGGCUGCCCAGCAGGUGGCGCUAAAUGUCCCCGAAACCAAAGUGACCUGGUUAGAAAACGGACUCCGAGUGGCCUCAGAGGACUCCGGCCUCACAACCUGCACAGUGGGUCUGUGGAUCGAUGCCGGCAGUCGCUAUGAGAACGAGAGAAACAACGGCACGGCACACUUUCUGGAGCACAUGGCCUUUAAGGGAACCAGGAAACGUUCUCAGCUGGACCUGGAGCUAGAGAUUGAAAACUUGGGCGCUCAUCUUAACGCCUACACGUCUCGGGAGCAGACGGUCUACUACGCCAAAGCAUUCUCCAAGGACCUUCCACGAGCUGUUGAAAUCCUGGCCGACAUCAUCCAGAACAGCAUGCUUGGUGAGGCGGAGAUCGAGAGGGAGCGAGGCGUGAUCCUCAGAGAGAUGCAGGAAGUAGAGACCAAUCUGCAGGAAGUGGUUUUUGAUUACCUGCACGCCACAGCGUACCAGUCCACAGCACUGGGCAGGACCAUCCUGGGCCCCACUGAGAACAUCAAGACGAUCAACAGAGGAGACCUGGUGGAGUACAUCACCACUCACUACAAAGGACCAAGAAUAGUUCUGGCUGCUGCUGGAGGUGUUUGUCACGAGGAACUCAUCAGCUUGGCCAAGUAUCACUUUGGAAAACUUCCCAGCAGAGAUCAAGGUGGAGCCCCCACUCUUCCUCUGUGCCACUUCACAGGAAGUGAGAUCCGUGUGCGUGACGACAAAAUGCCCCUCGCUCAUAUUGUCAUCGCUGUGGAGGCAGUGGGCUGGUCCCACCCUCACACCAUCCCCCUGAUGGUGGCCAACACACUCAUAGGAAACUGGGACCGCUCGUUUGGUGGAGGUGUGAACCUGUCCAGUAAACUGGCUCAGAUGGCCUGCCAGGGAAACCUGUGCCACAGCUUCCAGUCCUUCAACACCUGCUACACCGACACGGGCCUGUGGGGGCUCUACAUGGUGUGUGAGCCGGGCACCAUCAGCGACAUGAUGCACUUCACUCUGAAGGAAUGGAUGUCUCUUUGUACCAGCGUGACAGACAGUGAGGUGGCUCGGGCCAAGAAUCUGCUCAAAACCAACAUGCUGUUGCAUCUCGAUGGAUCCACGCCCAUCUGUGAGGACAUCGGCAGACAGAUUCUGUGCUACAGCCGCAGGAUCCCUCCGCAUGAACUGGAGGCUCGCAUCGAUGCUAUUGAUGCCAACACCAUUAAGGACGUGUGCACAAACUACAUCUACAACAGGGCCCCCGCCAUCGCAGCCGUUGGUCCAAUAGAACAGCUGCCCGACUACAACCAGAUCCAGAGCGGGAUGUUCUGGAGGAGAAACUGAGCCGAACCGUUCUACAGGAACUGUACAGCAAAGGAGCAGAAAUGAUAUUUAAGUCUUGUGUUUAUUUAGGUUUUUAUUAUAAAAUAAAGAAUAACAAUAAUGUUAAAAUAACAGAUUCUAUCAUGGUUUGUGGUUCUUGUCAUUUUUUAUUCUUGGCUGCCACUUGUUCCUGAGCAGCUUUCUUGGCUUUAACCAUCUCCACCAGUUCCUGUCAGAUAAACAAGAGAAGCAUGACUCAGCACGUUUAAACAAAGGUAGAUAUAGCAACGUCUACUGAUCUAGUGGAAGACCAAUAAAACCAGUUUGUCCAACAUACCUUGUACCUCUUCAUACAGUCCUUCUUGUUUCGUCCGGGCACUGC